Molecule: messenger RNA, 2629 nt
Organism: Castor canadensis (American beaver)
Lineage: Eukaryota; Metazoa; Chordata; Mammalia; Rodentia; Castoridae
Gene: Tomm22
Product: translocase of outer mitochondrial membrane 22
Biological process (GO): intracellular protein transport
Cellular component (GO): mitochondrial outer membrane
Source: RefSeq, a predicted model, not a curated record
CUUCCGGUGUCCCCUACAGUCAUGGCCGCCGCCGCUGCCGCCAGUGCUGGGGAGCCCCCGUCCCCUGAUGAGUUGCUCCCGAAAGGCGAUGCCGAGAAGACGGAGGAGGAGCUGGAGGAGGACGACGACGAGGAUCUAGAUGAGACCCUGUCGGAGAGACUGUGGGGUCUGACGGAGAUGUUCCCGGAGAGGGUCCGGUCCGCGGCCGGAGCCACUUUUGAUCUCUCCCUCUUUGUGGCUCAAAAAAUGUAUAGAUUUUCCAGGGCAGCCUUGUGGAUUGGGACCACGUCCUUUAUGAUCCUGGUUCUUCCUGUUGUCUUCGAGACUGAAAAGUUGCAAAUGGAACAACAGCAGCAACUGCAGCAGCGGCAGAUACUUCUAGGGCCUAACACAGGGCUGUCAGGAGGAAUGCCAGGAGCUCUACCUUCACUUCCUGGAAAGAUCUAGAUUGUUACUGCUAUAUUUGAGCAUUUGAGCUGUCUUGGUGGGAGAAUUUUGAAAUUUGAGUUAUGUUGGAACUGCUGGUUUUUUUUUGUUGUUGUUGUUUUUCAACUUUGGCACAUUGAUCUGUCUAAACCUGGUGGGGAAAAUUCUCCAGACCUCAUUGUCUCAAGGAGACUCCCAACUUUUAACUAUGCCCUCCACACAGCCCUCACUCUGACACCAGAGUGCAGCUAUACAGACAGUAAUUCCAGCUCAGGCCACCCUACUCUUUUCAGUAAAUUGCUCAUAACAUGAAGAUCUCCUCACUAUCCCAUUGUGGGGUAGAAAUCCAUGUGAGUGGGAGGAAAGCACCCGUUAACUUUCUUUUUUUUUUUUAAAGAAUGGAGAUGUCUGGGAGGGACAUGCACACAAUAUAAAACUGACAAAAUGUGUUACAGCAGUAGCAUAAAGCAGCCAUCGGGAAUCCCUGUAUUGGAGAGGAGGGAGUCUGGCUGCAGCUUCAGCCACAGAAGGGGAUGACAGGGACUGUGGAGGACAGAGCAGGAGCUCAUUUUGGCUACUGUACCUGUGUGUGUGCGUGCGUGCGUGUGUGUGUAAAAAAAAAAAAAAAGUCAAUGCUCACUUUUUGUAUUUAAAUAUUAAAAAAUGAUUCCAACUCAAACUGUCACCCCUGUGCUUGUGAUAAGUACUUCACAAUUACUCAGACCAUUUUAGAAAACCACAAACAGUCCAUGUAGUAUUUCUCUUGUCUAGGCCAGCACCUCCAUCUUAACACUGAUCUAUCUCAUAGGCCUAAGUUAGUGAAGUUUCCAAAAAUGGAAAAGAAAAUUCACUUUUGGCCAAGUUCAUCCUUAUAGCAAUCUCUGCCCUAAACUGAAGUAAUCACUUUCAGAUCCACCAGCAAAGGACUGUGUACUUGCAGUCUGUGGAACCUUUUUGCAACCUUGUUUUUAAAUGAGUUCAAAUGCAGCCUGGUCUUUGAACUUUGCAGGUUUUUUUUAAUAGAAACUGCUCAGCAUCAAACGUACUGAGCCUUUUAUGUGCAACAUUUACCAAAAUGCUAUGCCAUUUAAGAGGCAGUAUUAAUCCUAUCACAGAGGAUAAAACAGAAAGGUUAAGUAAUUUGCACAAGGCCUCACAGUUAAGUGCUGAACCUGGAUGCCAAAGUAACCUCUGAAUUAGGGCCCUACUGUGCACUUAUAGGGAGUCUGGGCACCAAGUUAAGGUGCAGGAUCUUUCACUUGUUAACUAGAGAAAAACAGCCAACAAUCAGGGAGGUAAAAAGCUGUACUUAGUGUAUGGGUUUUUCAAGUUGUAAAGCAUUUUUGUAAAUUAAGGUAAACUGAAAAGUGCCUCAGUGGCCCCCUUUUUUUUUUUUGACUUUGAAGACAAGAGUCUAUGUAGCCCAGGUUGGCCUUGUGAUCUUCCUGCCUCUGUCCCCAGUGCUGAGAUGAUAGACAUGUACCACCAUUCCCAGCUCAGGGGCAUGUUUUUGAAUUUGGAUUUUUUUAGGUAAGAAGUUUGAUUAGAGCAUAAUAUAUCUUUAAAAGGUGACUUAUGAUAGUAAUGAGUUCCCUUUAAAGCAACAUCAUACUAGUAUUUUUCUCUACAUAAUUACAAUAGAUCCUUCAGUAUCCCAUUCUUUCCCUUUUACAUAAUUACAGUAGACUCUUGGUAUCUUAUCUAUGGGUAUGUGGUUCCAAAGACACUGACAUUGGAAAAUCACAAAUGCUCUGGAUGCUGGUGGAGUGAGUGGUUCAAGUGGUAGAUCACCUGCCUGGCAAAUGUGAGGCCCUCAGUUCAAACCCCAGUGCUGACAAAUGCUCAGGAUGCAUAGAGGUCAGUACUGUACUGCGCAUGCUUGAUUAAUUUUUCCCAAAGUGCUGCCCAACUUCUGCUAAAGAAAGGUGCCUUUCAACAAAUGCAAGAUCUUUGCUUCAUUUAAAUUAAGCACACUGAGCUGGUGGAGUGGCUCAAGUGGUAGAACACCUGCCUAGCAAGUGUGAGGCCCUGAACCACCAAAAAAAUAAGCAUAUAAUGUUCUUUUUGGCUUGGGAAGAUUGCCCUAACUUAUACCUUGCUUUUGGGAGGCAUAUUUUUCCAACAUGAAGGGCAGGGAAGCAGAUUUAAGCACAACCAACAGUAAUGGGGGACUGAGUCCAUAUCAACUGAGCUGUGUAAUAUG